Molecule: messenger RNA, 1780 nt
Organism: Perca flavescens (yellow perch)
Lineage: Eukaryota; Metazoa; Chordata; Actinopteri; Perciformes; Percidae
Product: myelin protein P0
Exons: 3
Coding region: 70-642 (190 amino acids)
Biological process (GO): T cell receptor signaling pathway; regulation of cytokine production
Cellular component (GO): external side of plasma membrane
Molecular function (GO): signaling receptor binding
Source: RefSeq, a predicted model, not a curated record
UGACAAGGGGAACUCCCUUCUUCUUCCUGAAAACCGCAACAGCUGUUUUAGGUUUCAAAAUUGACCGACAUGUUGCCUUCCGCUGUUCUGUGUUUCCUGCUCUUCCUGCCGCUUUCUGCCUCUGAAGAGCCAGAGGAGUUAACGGUGAAGCCCGAGCAGGACGUUACUCUCGGGUGUCGGGCUCUCUCAGACGGCGCCGUCACUCUGCUGGAGUGGAACAGACGAGACCUGAAGGACGACGGCUACGUCUUCUUCUACAGGAACCAGCGCGCGUACGAGAAGUACCAGCACCCACGUUACCGGGGCCGGGUGGAGCUGAGAGACCCGGAGAUGAUGCACGGAGACGUCUCCGUCGUUCUGAAGAACGUCAGCGUCAACGACACCGGGACGUACGACUGCCGAGUUAUAAUCACCGGGGGCAACGAGAGCAGGAAGCUCAUCGAUCUGACCGUCUCCGACUCCGAUCCCCCAGCUGGACAGGAGGGCAGAUAUCCUGGACUCGUGGUCACUCUGUCAGUUGUUGCAGUCCUUCUUGUUAUUAUUCUUCUUCUUCUUCUUCUUGUCAUGUAUAAACGGCAUAACUGUCACAGAGAGAAUCCUUCAUACAAAGCUCCGAAUCCUGAAAGCACCGAGGUGACCUGAGUGUCUGAGUCCUGCGUCAGAAAGAAUCAACAGUUUAAGUUUAGAAGAGACAAAUCUGUUCACUAAGAGUUAAGAUCGUAGAAAUGAUAACACAGCCGUUAACACGCUCAUAUCAGCAGUUUGUGAUUUUCAUAAUAUUGCAUAACACCUUUUAAGUUAUAUCUCUGUAUGUGUUCUUCAUGUUUCACUUUCUGCACUUUAAAGCACUUUUUUUUAUGUUGCACUGCACUUUAUUUAGCCUCUUGAGUUUUAUUCUGUAAAUAAAUAUAUUAACAAGAUUAAAAACAUUUCCUUUUUUUUCCUGAUGGAAUGGUUGUUCUGGAUCAAUACCGCCCAAUUUGGGCGCCCGCGGGCCAAGUUUGGCCCGUCCUCCCUGUCUGUUUUGGCCCGUCGUGACAUUUGACAUUCUUAGUCCCCUCUUAUUUUUAAAUUAAAAAAUAAUCCACGAUUUGUUUUUUUAAAUAAAAAAAAUAGGUAUUAUUUCAUUUAAAUUAUGUUUGACCAUAUAUGUAAAAAGGGUCGAAAAAAGUGACAAAUGUUUAAAAAAACAUAAGAAAAAGAGCAAAAGAAAAAACUUAUUUUCAAUUUUGACCCGAAAGGACAACAAGUUCCCGGUCUACAGGAAGACAACCCGAGGGUUAAGAGGACGAGGAGCCGAGUGCAUGCUCCUGUCCGUAAACAACUUUUCUUUUUUUGGUUUACUUUAGGAAAUUAAUCCUAAAGCAUCGCGCGUUGUUCAUAAACAUUUACAGACGCGUCGGAUGUGGUUUCUGCAGCUGGUCGAGCUGCUUUUAGUUUUCAUUUCAAUAAGAUGAUCAAGUUAAAAAAACGUCAUUAAUGAUUUACACCCGGUGAAAUAUUUCUUUUGGGGGGGUAAAUUACUUUGCAUGGUUGAACGGUGCAAGAAGAUGGCUCAGGUCUGUGUUUCUUGGCUGUGUAUUGAUGCUUGCAUGGCUUCUUAUACUGUGUGUAUUGAUGUGUAACUGUGCUAAUGUCUUGCUGCUCCCUGUAGCUCUGCACGGCUUAUACUGAGAAAUCUUAUUUGUUGCUCUAGCUGUCUGUGUGGUGUCUUGUUGACUUCUGUCUGUGUAGUUUAACCUGUACUAAUGUCUCGCUGUUUCCUGUUGCUCUGGUCUAA